AUGGCGGAUUUCUUGGUUGAAGUGACGGGAGAUCCAGGCGAAGACAUGGGUACACGGUGGAAGCUCCAUGUGGACGGAGCCUCCAACCAGACCUUCGGAGGUGCCGGGAUCAUCCUGGAAAGCCCAAUUGGGGUUGUAUACGAACAGUCGGUUAGAUUCGAGUUUCCCGUCUCAAACAACCAAGCAGAAUACGAAGCCCUCAUAGGAGGCUUGACCCUAGCGGCGGAAGUCGGCGCAAGAAGACUGGAAGUGUGCAGCGAUUCUCAAGUCGUCACCUCCCAAGUAAACGGCAGCUACCAAGCCAAGGACCCCCUGUUGCAAAAGUACUUGGAAAAGGUGAUAACAAGAUUCGGGAUACCAGAAGUUGUCAUCUCGGACAAUGGCACGCAGUUUACCGACAAAAAAUUCACGGAGUUUCUCAACGGCCUGGGUAUAAGGCAAAGGUUCUCUUCAGUAGAACACCCUCAGACGAACGGACAAGUAGAGUCCGCCAACAAGGUUAUCCUCUCAGGGUUGAAAAAGAGGUUGGACAGUAAGAAGGGUGCUUGGGCCGACGAGCUAGCGUCGGUCCUCUGGUCUUACCGAACCACCGAGCAGUCCUCCACCAAGGAAACUCCUUUCCGGUUAACGUACGGGGUGGACGCGGUAAUACCCGUAGAAAUCGGAGAGCCAAGCCCACGACUUCUUUUGAAGGGGGUGGAGGAAGCCGUAGAAAAGGACCUGAUAGAGGAAGCCCGAGAAAUGGCCCACUUGACAGAAACGGCGCUAAAACAAAGAGUAGCGCUCCGCUACAACACCAAAGUGCUCAAGAGGGAAUUCGGGCCAAACGACCUCGUCCUGAGGCGAAAUGAUAUCGGCCUGCCGACCCCAGGAGAAGGCAAGCUGGCGGCCAACUGGGAAGGCCCAUAUAGAAUCAAGAAAGUGAUGGGAAAAGGAGCAUUCAAACUAGAAAGACUCGACGGCAAGGAAGUCCCGAGAACUUGGAAUGCGGACAACCUAAGAAGAUUCUACUCCUAG
Arachis stenosperma is the source of this 1017-nucleotide messenger RNA. RefSeq lists its product as uncharacterized. Gene Ontology annotation, molecular function: RNA-DNA hybrid ribonuclease activity; nucleic acid binding. The coding region runs from base 1 to 1017 and encodes 338 amino acids. The transcript has 2 exons. The record is from RefSeq and is a predicted model, not a curated record. NCBI's taxonomy places the organism in Eukaryota, Viridiplantae, Streptophyta, Magnoliopsida, Fabales, Fabaceae. Gene Ontology annotation, biological process: DNA integration.